GACAUUCCAUCGAACCGACUCUCCAAAUGGCAGCAUAUCCAACAGCUUAAACAACAUUUUUGGAACCGCUGGCAUAAGGAGUAUUUGAACGAGCUAACCAACCGCAAUAAAUGGAGCAAGGGUGGACACAGCAUCCAAAAGGGCACAAUCGUCAUCCUCAGAGAGGACAACGUUCCCUCCAUGCAUUGGCCUCUGGGCCGAGUUAUCAAGAUUCAUCCAGGCGCCGAUGGUGUCAUCCGGACAGCUACAGUUCAGACGGCAAAGAGCAUUUUGGAUCGGGGCGUCAAAAGGCUUGUCCCACUGCCAAUUCAACCCGAUCUCGAGAAACCCGAACAACUAGCCACCGAGACGAAAUAAGAUGGGAACUUCAACCACACCUCCCUAGUUUGAUCGGUACCCUCUCAACGGGGGGAGAAUGUUACGCCAUGCGGCUUACCAUAGGUCAUAUUCUUAACUAUCGAUCGCGGCACUAUAAUGUCGCAGACGGAUCGUCGUGUCUGCCCGGCAAACAAACAUUGUAGUGGCAAGCGCAUGGUUCAUUAAGCAGGGCGACUUCCAGAAACGUCGACUCGUGGCCCGUAUUUUACCUCGCGUAAAAGAAUGUGGCGUGAUCCGAACGUAGUGGGGGUCGCCUUCCAGAAAAAACGAAAAAAAUCGAAAGGCGUUCAGAACUUUUCGAGAUGUCGAACCGUCAACACAUGUGGCGCUUGGCCAUGGAUCGCUGCAUUAGGUUUUCGUAAUCCCCGAAACCCAGACAAACCACUAUGGAAGUGCGGAGGUUCCCUGAUAUCGGCUAGGCAUGUUUUGACCGCAGCACAUUGUGCACAUAUGGAUGGAAUAGAAAACAUACACAAUCAUAAUAUUGUCAUUCUUAGAUUGGUGGAGGAGGUGCCAUUUUCGAGGUACGUAUAUCCCAUUUGUACGAAAGAGCCCCUACGAAAGAGCAACUUCGUCGGCUAUAACCCCCUUGUUGCUGGAUGGGGAGCAUUAAGAUAUAGACGACCACGACGUAAUGCAUUAAUGGAAGUACAAAUGCCAGUGAUUAAGAACGCCGAAUGCAAAAUAGCUUAUUCCAAAUUUCCUAAUGCACCUGAUAUCACUGAUGGUAUAAUAUGCGCCGAACAUGCUCAGGGUGGAGAGGAUUCUUGUACGGCUGACCGCGGCGGACCACUGCUGAUACAACAUGAAUUAACCUCGUAUUUAAUAGGUAUUGUGUCUUAUGCUUAUAAGUGCGGCACAGCUGGGUAUCCCAGCGUUUACACUAGGGUCACAUCGUACCUUGACUUCAUUCUCCAAGCGAUGCAAUAAUAUGAUAUUACUGUUCCAUAAAUAUCAUUGUGUAAAAAACGUAAAGUUGGAUUUUCUUAUUGUGGAGAUAAGAAACAGCUCAAAUUUACAUUGUUUUGUACGUUACAAAUUAUAGGCUUAAAAUGUACGAAAUGUAACUUUGAAACGACACUAAUUUUUUACGCACGAUAAACCUCCACGACUUAGGUAUGUAAAGAUGAUAAACUUGUAUUAAUUCUAUUAAUUUGGUAAUAAUAAACCAACUUUCUGAGAAGUUCUGUAAAUUUCGUUUCUGUUGUAUCAAGAGAAUAAUGGAAUAUUCCACAUAGAUCGUAUACU
Bombus huntii is the source of this 1626-nucleotide messenger RNA. Its product is annotated as venom serine protease Bi-VSP-like. The transcript is spliced from 5 exons. Lineage: Eukaryota; Metazoa; Arthropoda; Insecta; Hymenoptera; Apidae. The record is from RefSeq and is a predicted model, not a curated record. Gene Ontology annotation, molecular function: serine-type endopeptidase activity. Gene Ontology annotation, biological process: proteolysis. Bases 601 to 1308 code for a protein of 235 amino acids.